UUUUUCGAAUGCCGCAUGCUGCUAGCGGCUAGAGUCCAACCGUCAAGCACGUGUCGUCGGCUCUGCUCAGUACACAACCCCAGUCCCCACGUGCUGUUCUUAAGUAUACGUCAAAACGAUUUUUUUAAGCCCAUCACAAUGUCUUCCGUACAAGAAACAUCGGCUUUGGAUUCGUCUCCUAAAGUCGAGGAUAAAAGUGCCGUGCCAGAAACUUCGUCGUCGCAAUCGUCGCCGAAAAUUGAGGAAAAAUUUGUCGUAGAAGAAAUAUCGCCCUCGAAGACAUCUUCCGAAAUUGUGAAUAGUGAUGCCGUGCAAGAAACACUGGCUACAGAUUCAUCUUCAAAAGGUGAAGAAAAAGCUAUCGUCCAAAAUUUGUCCCCCGAGUCAUCUAAUCACGCGGAUCCCGUGCAAGAAACAUCGGUGACAGAUUCAUCUUCAAAAGACGAGGGAAAAGCCGUUGUGGAAAAUUUGUCCACCGAAUCAUCUCAGCAUGUGUCAUCUGAAUGUUCCAUGCAAGAAGAAACAUCAACCGCCGUAGAUUCAUCUUCUGAAAACAAAGAAAAGACUGUCGAAGAGGCUGCCGCGCAAGAAUCGGCCUCAAAGUCACCUCCUGUAAUUGUGGAUAAAUAUGCCGUGCGAGAAACACGUGCUAUCGAUUCGUCUUCUGAAGAAGACUCCGAUGAGGACUCCAGUAGCUCAAUUUCAUCGUCAUCAUCAACUUCUGAAGAUGAAGAAGAAGCUGCUGCGCCAAAAACCAAACCUCAACAGAAAAAACAGAGACAAAAAAAAGAGAAUGAUUUUAAAGGUGAAUAUGAUGAUUUGCCACCUAUUGAGGACCUUAAUAUAUCAGUUCCAGAGGUUCUGGUUGAUGAGAUAGGCGAGGUUGGAUGGUUUGCUGAUCAAAUGGUUGUUGUUCGUUCAUUACCAGGCAAACCAGUUGUCAAUUUAGAUACUGUACUUUUUCUCAAACGAGGAGAAAUACCCCUCGGUAAAGUUUUUGAUGUGUUUGGGCCGGUCAAAGACCCUCACUAUUGCGUGAGAUUCAAUAGUAAAGAACAUAUUUCAGAGCGAGGUAUAGAACCAGGCAUGAAAGUCUACUUCUGCUCAAGUAAACCAGAAUACACAUCACUAGUUUUCCUUUCUGAGCUUACCAAGUUGAAACCUUGUGAAGAUUUAAAUGAUGAUGAUGAUCCGCAAUUUUCUGAUGAUGAGGAAGAACAAGCAUAUAUGGCUAGAAAAGAAUCUUCUAAAACUAUUACAAAAAGUAAUAAUACCACUAAAAGUAAUAACACCACCAGAAAUAAUAACAAUACCAAAGGCUUUGGUAAUGCUAGAGGAAAUCCUAGAGGACGAGGAGUACCUUAUCAACGAGGAAAAAAGCAAGGUGGCAUGCCAAACACUUCUAGGGGUCUGCAACAUCAAGGUCCAAAUGCAAAUAGACCAAAUCCAUUUUAUCAGACAAAUUCAUGGUCUAGACAAAGAUAUCAGCAACAAAAUAAUUAUUUCUGGCCGCAACAAGGAUAUCAAAUGCCACCUGCUCCAAUGCCAUUACCAAAUAUCCAAUUUCCAGUUACUCAAUUCCCACCUGGACAAUAUCCAGCUAGUCAAUAUCCUUUACCUCAAUAUCAACAGUUUCAAUAUCCACCUGAAUAUUGGCAAAUGCAAUAUGUGGUCCCUCAAAAUAAUUUACCACCAAAUUUAGGGCUUCAACAGACUUUGACACUGCCUUUUGGUACACCACCUCCUAGGCCACAAUCUCCUGCCCAAUUACCUCCUGCUCAAUUACCUCCUGCCCAACCAAAAAAUCCUCAAGGUAAAAAAUAAUGUAUUUAUUACAAAAUAUAAAGUGUAUAAUAAUAGC
Molecule: messenger RNA, 1861 nt
Organism: Trichogramma pretiosum
Lineage: Eukaryota; Metazoa; Arthropoda; Insecta; Hymenoptera; Trichogrammatidae
Product: H/ACA ribonucleoprotein complex non-core subunit NAF1
Exons: 4
Coding region: 16-1824 (602 amino acids)
Biological process (GO): box H/ACA snoRNP assembly; ribosome biogenesis; pseudouridine synthesis
Cellular component (GO): sno(s)RNA-containing ribonucleoprotein complex
Molecular function (GO): RNA binding
Source: RefSeq, a predicted model, not a curated record